AAAUAUUAUGACAUUUGAGUUAAAGUUUCAUCUGUUUCACCUAUAAAUUAUCAUCCAAAGACUUGUUCAAAUUAUUUUUAUUGAGUCAAGUCCUUAAUCGAGUCACAAAGUCCUUAAAAAUGACGGAGCCCAGCAUUAAUGGAUUUGAUGCAAAGAAUUUCAAAUGUGAUGACUAUGUCAAAGAUCUAGUACAGGAAUGUGUUGGUGGUUCGGAGCUUCAGCACAGAAAAUCAAAAAUUCAAAAUUUCAGUGACCAAACGUCCACUCAACUCAAGAAACAUGUCUACGCAAAUUACAUGCAAUUCAUUGAGACAGCCAAGGAAAUAUCACAUCUUGAGUCCGAGAUGUAUCAGCUGUCGCAUCUUCUCAUCGAACAGAGGAAUAUAUUGGCCACAUUGAAAGAAGAGAGUCUGAACGAUCAGAAGAAUGUGAUUGGGAAUGAGGAUGAACCCGUGAACGAAGAAGAACAAAACAAGAAAGCCAUUCAAACGGUUAAGGAUUCGAUGAAAAACUAUACGGAUAGUCUCGACAAUAAGACAUUACUACACGAAGGUGGCGUAAUCGAAUUAGAUCCCGACAGUUAUCGACCGAUCUGUCGGGUCUAUUUGUUUCUCUUGAAUGAUUUGUUGAUCAUCGCAAAGGUCAAGCAUGACAAAAAAUUGGAAUUCAGCACCCAGUAUGCCUCGUCCAAAAUUGCUGUGAUCAAUAUUCGUGAUUUGGACGGCGUGAAAAAUGCUAUCAACAUCAUCACACCGGACGGUGCGAAGAUAUUCCAAUGCAUCAGUCCAUCAACGAAGACCGAAUGGAUCGAAAAAUUCGAAAUGUGCAUAAAAUUCCAUCAAUUGAAACCGAAAAAGGGACCGGCACCGAAGCCGCCCACUCAAUUGCAACAACAAAAAUCGCUGGUGGAAACCAAAUCCAUUGCCAGUGACUUGACUCUCAGUCCAGAUUCUCAGUCAGUAAAAAUCAACUGGGGACCGGACUGGCUGUUGAUGGCACCGGAAGAGAUACUGGCCAUGAUUGCUCAACGACAUUUCGAAGAUUCGCUGGCAAUGAUCAUAAAAUGUGAAGAAUAUUUCGCGCGUGAUUCGACAUUCCAUAAUUCCGUUGAAGUCAUCGAGAAGAUCAAGCAGUUGAAGCUAAAUCUCGCAAACGUUUUGUUACUGGAAUUGUCCAAUUGUCAGAGUCGUAGUUUGCAUGCAGCGCUACGAUCGUCCAGACGACCAUUGAAACUGUUGGCUGAAAUGGGAAAAGAGCGUGAAGCCUGCGGCACAUUGCUGAAAGUUUGCAGUGCUGCAAUUAGAACAGCACAACGGCAAGCUAGACGAAAUAAUCUUGCCAUUUCCGAACUCUUCUUCUGUGACUUGGCCCAAGUCAGCAGCGAGUUCCUGAACGCUUUCCGAAGCAAAGGAGCGUGCAUCAGCACUCUUGUCGUUUGGUGUAACACCGAAUUGCAAUACUUUGCCUCUCAACUUAUAAAACAUUACCUAACCAAGGGAACUCAACUGGAGACAGUGGCUAAAUGCGUUGAAGGCGUGCGGAAGCCCUGUGCACAGCUGACAGAAAUCGGAUUAGAUCUAUCCUAUCACAUGGAAGGCUUGCUGCGAAACACUCUCGAAAAGUUGGUCGAAGAGUCUCGCAUUCGAUUAGUGGAAACAAUCGGACGCACCGAAGAUUUGUGGCAACCGUACAAUUUGCAAACCAAAUCGCAUCUCAAAUCGUUGUUGCGUGAGCUCGAUGCUGUUGGCAUCGACCUGCAAUCACAGGUCACUGGCGACACUUGGAUCAAUUUAACACAAACAACCGUCAAUUUCUGUCGACAUUUUCUCAGUGUUACAGAGAGUUGUGGAUGCUUGGCGAAAAAUGAAACGUUGAAGAUCAAUGUUGAGAUGUUGCUGCGAGAUAUGUUUCUGGCACAAUAUGAAUGUAAGCCGUCUGGAACAACUUCAGUCGAUCCCAACUUUGUGACCAGGAACAAGAGUUAUUUAAGCAGCGUGCUGCUGCCAAUUGCGAUUAAGAAAUUCGAGAUCACUUGCGGCGGAAAAGGUGAACUUCUCUGUGAAAUGGAAAAGCAAUUGCGCGGACCACCCAAGCCUAAACCAAGAAACGUUUAUAAAACUGACGUCAUUUAGAUCAAAUACAUUUUUAAUCGACAAAAUGGACUACUCGGAAAUAAGUUUUUCAUUCUGUAGAACAGCAUUAAAUUCGUAGCGAUAGAGAGGAACAGACGAACACUGGUCUGGCCAUAAUAAUGUGCGAAUCUGAUGUAUACGCAUAAGACGAACGAAAGGUCUAAUGAAACAACGUUUUUAUUGAAAGAAUUUUUUGCAAUUCAAUGUUUAGUAAUAAGUGUUAGCGAUGUGACUUUGUUGGACAACCAAAAAUUGGCCUUGACAUGGUGGUACUAGUCUGCCAUUAAUGAUUGGUGGAAGGCAUGGCGUAUUUAGAUCGCAAUGACUGCC
This is a messenger RNA of Bradysia coprophila, 2462 nucleotides long. RefSeq names its product exocyst complex component Exo84 (gene Exo84). NCBI's taxonomy places the organism in Eukaryota, Metazoa, Arthropoda, Insecta, Diptera, Sciaridae. The record is from RefSeq and is a predicted model, not a curated record. Gene Ontology annotation, cellular component: exocyst. Gene Ontology annotation, biological process: exocytosis; Golgi to plasma membrane transport; intracellular protein localization.